Eruca vesicaria subsp. sativa (arugula) is the source of this 1265-nucleotide messenger RNA. The record is from the annotation of a GenBank genome assembly. Lineage: Eukaryota; Viridiplantae; Streptophyta; Magnoliopsida; Brassicales; Brassicaceae.
ACAUUAGUUUAAAGUUGUUUGUGUCCGAAAUCACGCAUACGCAUAUUUCAAGUUAUAUCAUCCUUAUCGUCUUCCAUCAAUUAAUUUUUUAGACAAAAAAAAAUAAAAACCUUAUCCCUUCUCUCUCCCUCUCUCUCUUCUGCCAUUGCUAUUCCUACGAUUCUCUGUGUCUCUGUGAUUUGAGGAUCCAACCCCAAAGUUGAUGAGACAUCGACCCAAAAACAAAAGCAAAGUUUUUUUUUUUUAAUCCGACCAAACUGGUAAGAAAAUUUCUGGAGAUUCGGUGAUGGAGGUGAUGGAAGGAGGAGGAACAACGUUCUCAAUCGAAGACUCUGAAUACGGAAGCGAUCUGACGACAACGAUGAGAGACAAAGCUUCCUCAUCCUCCUCGUUUGAUACAGUGAACGAUGAAGGAGGCGGUUUGAGUCGUGUCGGAAGCGGUGUCUGGUCAGGACAGACGGCUGAUUAUUCAUCGGAAAGUUCAUCGAUCGGAACUCCGGGAGAUAGCGAGGAGGAAGACGAAGAAAGCGAUGAUGAUUCAUCUAAAGAAUUAGGGCUUCGAGGAUUGGCUUCAAUGAGCUCUCUUGAAGAUUCUCUCCCUAACAAAGGGUUAUCGAAUCAUUACAAAGGGAAAUCGAAAUCGUUUGGGAAUUUAGGAGAGAUCGGGAGUGUUAAAGAAGUACCGAAACAGGAGAAUCCAUUGAAUAAAAGAAGAAGGUUACAGAUCUGUAACAAGUUAGCAAGAAGAUCGUUUUAUUCGUGGCAAAACCCUAAAUCUAUGCCUCUUUUGCCUGUAAACGAACAUGAAGAUGAUGAUGAUGAUGAAGAGGAGGGAGAUGAUGGAGAUCUGAGUGAUGAAGAGCGAGGAAGAGGAAGAGGAGGACUUAUUGCAAGAAACUCAUCGUUCAAGAACAGAGCAUUCAAGUCUAGGAGUUGUUUUGCUCUAUCAGAUCUGCAGGAAGAAGAAGAAGAUGAGUGAUUUGAUUAAUUUAAUCCAAUAAUGCAAAUCAUGAUUUUUCUUUCUUUGUUCAUAGUUUCUUUUUUUUUUCUUAAUUCGUCGAAUUAAUGUUUCUUUUUUUUUUCUUUUAAUUCGGGAAAUUAAGUUAUUAUAUUAUGUCGAUGGGAGAAAAGUAAUCAACUACGUUAGUGUUUGUUCCUUUCUUUCUGCUGAUCUGUCUAUUGUCCUUUUUCCAUCAAUCUCCACAUUAUCUUGAUUCUUUAUCUAUUUUUUAUUUUAUUUAAAAAAGUACAAGUCAAUAUAAUGU